AUGGCAGGUGAAUAUGAUUAUCAAUUGUGGAUUUAUCAGUGUCAAAAAAUAAUCCGUGAAGCAGAACUAAAAAAAAAAUUAGGCGCAAAAGGAUUAUCAGUGCUUUAUUAUGCAAUGAACUAGUUAUACAAAAUUGUAGAAAAAAAUAUACACAAAAAAAAUUUUGGAUUCAUCCUUUAUUUAAAUUACGGCGAGACUAUGGCUUUUUUGAGGCCAUAUUCCCAACUCUUUCUUCGUAUUCUGAAAAAAUUGAAAAUUACAUCCGAAUGACAGCAAUCCAAUUUGAAGAGCUUCUAUGUUUAGUUGGCCCGAAAAUAUCAAAACAAAAACUUGUAAGAGAGCCUAUUUCAGCUCCAGCACGACUAGCUAUGACUUUGCGAUUUCUAGCAACUGGUGACUCAAUGUCAACGAUGUCGUAUCAGUAUUUAGUUGGUCGAGCACGCAGAACUAUUGAAAAUUCAUUCGGGAUCAUAGUGAGUUUAUGGAGGAUUUUAAAAAAACCAAUUGAUGCUACAGUUGAGAAUACAAUCGAUAUGAUUCAAGCAAUCAUAUGUUUGCAUAAUUGGCUACGCAAGCAUGACAAAGAUGAUGUUUACAUCCCACCUAAUUUAGUAAUUGAUCAAGAACGCCCUGAUGGUAUAAUUUCUAGAGAUUUGAGGCAUGAAGUUAACGAUUCUGCUCUCAAAGAUACAACAGCUUAUGGCAAUAAUUUCAGUAGCAGAUCUGCAGUAGCUGUUAGAGAUGAAUUUUGUGAAUAUUUAAAUGCCGAAGGGGCUGUUCCCUGGCAAUAUAAUCGUAAAGUU
Messenger RNA from Cotesia congregata, 803 nucleotides. The record is from the annotation of a GenBank genome assembly. NCBI's taxonomy places the organism in Eukaryota, Metazoa, Arthropoda, Insecta, Hymenoptera, Braconidae.